AUGGCGUUCCCGUCUGCCCCGCUCCUGUUCGUCUGCAUGCUCCUCUUGAUGGCGACGGAGGCAAAGGUGUCCGCCUCCGCGCCUGGUCAGGAUUUCCGCUCGAGCGAGCGGAACAUCGGCGGCGGAAGCGGCAGAGGUGCGCAUCGCCAGUUGCUGCAAAUCGGUGCGGUUACGCCCAUAUGCCCUCCCAAAGACACGAAGAACAACUCGGUAGCGCUACUGGCGUGUUUCUACUUAGUCCGGCUGAAUGCCACAUACUUUAGCAAUUCGUACGCCUCUUGUACCUACAAUGAAACCGGUGCCCGAGUGCCGAAGGAUUCGCAAGUGGACGAUGCAAAGCUUCUCCCAUGUCCAGGAAGCACACCCGUCCCCUAUUCGUGCCCUGGCGUGGAAUCGGUUGGGUUUCGCCCCGCCACGACAUUCCUCAGAUUUCAUUGCCUCUACAAUACUCCAGCCGGGCUCCCUCGGGGUCAGGCCGUCCUGAGCGUAAUCGCUCCAGGAAGCUGCAUCUACGAGCCAACUGGCGCAGUCAUCAAGUUCAUCGCCAAUCUCAACUGUACUGAUUGUCUCUUCGGGUAUCACUGCGCGCCCGACUGCGGCGGGGUUCCGCCCCCCCCAAGCGUCACGGGGAAUCGCACCGGAGUCUGCGUGCCCAACUGUGGCACCUUGCCGGGUUCGAAAGGCUGUUAG
This is a messenger RNA of Klebsormidium nitens, 690 nucleotides long. The record is from the annotation of a GenBank genome assembly. Lineage: Eukaryota; Viridiplantae; Streptophyta; Klebsormidiophyceae; Klebsormidiales; Klebsormidiaceae.